AUGGCAGUCUACCACAUCGUGCUCUUCAAAUUAAAGCCAAAUGUCAGCUCCAGCGAUAUCGACCAACUACGACACGCAGUUGUAGGAAUGGUUGGCAAAGUCCCUGGUUUGAUUAGAGCCGACAUUGAUCCACCACACUCCAGCACGGCACACCGUUCACAAGGAUAUAAUAUGGGCUUAGUUGCGGUUUUAGAUGGCCCGGAGACGAUAAAGUGCUAUUGCGAGCAUCCAGAGCAUCAGAGGUAA
This is a messenger RNA of Fonsecaea multimorphosa CBS 102226, 246 nucleotides long. RefSeq lists its product as uncharacterized. Bases 1 to 246 code for a protein of 81 amino acids. The record is from RefSeq and is a predicted model, not a curated record. The transcript is spliced from 2 exons. Lineage: Eukaryota; Fungi; Ascomycota; Eurotiomycetes; Chaetothyriales; Herpotrichiellaceae.